Messenger RNA from Fopius arisanus, 1368 nucleotides. Its product is annotated as F-box/LRR-repeat protein 7-like. Gene Ontology annotation, cellular component: cytoplasm. The transcript is spliced from 3 exons. The record is from RefSeq and is a predicted model, not a curated record. The coding region runs from base 26 to 1321 and encodes 431 amino acids. NCBI's taxonomy places the organism in Eukaryota, Metazoa, Arthropoda, Insecta, Hymenoptera, Braconidae.
ACCGAAAAUGAUAAAGAAAUGAUAAAUGUCGAUUAAAUCUUCUUUUUUAGUCUGCAAACAAUGGCAAAAUGUUCUCCAGAACUUUUGGAAAUCCACGCGGGUCCUGGACAUAACGAGGAAAUCACCAUUAAACUGGGGGAUUCCCCCAAGAACAUUGAGAGAGCGCCUGACAGCUCCAUCUCUUAUAAGAAUUCUCAAAAAUUGUGGAGAAGGAUUGCAUACGAUCAAUAGUUCAGACAAUUCAGGACUCAGUUACGUAAUCAUCGAAAAAGCUGGAGAGUUGUGUCCAAAUUUGGAGACAGUUGUGCUUAAGAGUUGCUCAUGGCCGUCCCUCCACAUUCAUAAAUCCCUAGUAGCUUGCAAAAUUACACAAUUUGCGAUAAAUAAUGCCCAAGACGAGGCUUUUCUAUCCAACAUAUUCGCACAGCUGAACAAUUUGAGAUAUGUAGAAAUCCACGGGAAUCCCACACACUGCAGUAUCGGCAGUUGCAUUCUGAAAUUAUCGAAGACCAUCGAAGUGAUACGAUUGAGUCAUAUUCGAAUCAGUGAAUCCAUUUUCAAUUCGGCAAUCCAAACGCUUCCCAACCUGCGGUCACUGGAACUCAAUACGUGCAGUAAUGUGAAUGAAGAUUCCUUCGAGAAAAUUACCUACAUAAAUUCCUUGAAGUACCUAAAGAUCCAUGGGUUCCACCUUGUCAACAACCUUUCAAGCUCACUCCAGCUGAUUAAAAAUCUGAGUAAUCUUGAGGUCUUGGAGAUUACCACGAUGAACAAGGAAUCUUUGAGGAAUAUCAGCACGGUAGGAAUUCCAGCUGUGGCCUGCAAAUUCAUGUGGCGAGACGUCAACAUCUUUGAUGAUCUAUUCAUCGAGAUAGCGAAGAACUGCAGACAUCUCCGGUCUUUGGACAUCAGUGGAUCAUCGUUCGUAACAGAUAGAGGACUGAAUGCUCUCGCUUCUUACACAAAUCUCGAAAGAUUGAUAAUUAAUUACGUGCCAGAAGUGUCGGAUGAUUGUCUCGCGAAGUUCCACAGUCUGAAGAUUCUGCAGUGCGUCGGUUGCGAAGACGUGAGAGACGAAGGGAUUAUUUUCCUUCUUCAGAAUGCACGUGAGCUUCAAGUUCUUGAUGUAUCGCUGACUUCAAUUGGAGACAGAACUCUCGAGGCUGCCAUAGACGCGGUAGCUAAAAGACACAACAAUAUUCCACUGAAACUCGCUUUGGGGUUCACUGCAACGUUCUUAAACUAUACUCCUGAAUAUAUUGAGAAAAUAAAACCAGUUUCGUUGGAAAUUAUUCACGAAACACUGAUGGAAAUAGUUUGAGUUGCAGUUUUUCGAAAAGAUCAACGUCAUUGGCUUUUUUCGUAACA